GUUGUAAUGGAAGCUUAUCAGGACCAGCAUUCGAGGUGGGACUGUGGGACCUCAUGGCUCUACGGACAAGCAUAAGACAUUACCCGAUGAACGACCAUUCCGGUUUUUGCAGAUGGAAGAUGGCAGUUCAUGCGAUUUGUUCUGGCCGAAAGCGUGCUGUAUGAUUUAGAGAAUUGCACAAGAUAUUAGGGAAACCCUUGUCGCUUUUGACUAUAUGAGAAGAUCCAGUUUGAUCGUUACUAAAGGCCUCAAUCUUUCGGGAAACCUUGCAACGUAGCCAUAUAAUGGUACGUUCAUUGCUGUUCGACUCACGCAUGGCUAUAAUCUAAACCGUGAUGGAGAGCUCGUGAUUCUAUCCUUCCCUCUGUACAGACAGAACUCCAAUGUACCCGGCCACUUCUCUCGUUUGAUUAACGUCACAAUGUCGAGCAUUGAGCAGUAUGCUGGAUGUAGAGGUUACUGUGCCCUGACUGUCGAGUGUGUCUUUGUACUGCAGAAAUCACUCGAUAAGGUUACCUUCCGCCGUCUGCUCUACGUCCAUCGUACCAUUUUCGGCCGCUCUCGCGAUCUGAUUGAACCGCGUUGCGCUCCCGCGAUGGCGAUUCACCCCGGUUUCCCGUCUGAGGCAGACCCAAGAGGCAACCUGUCGCCACAGCAGGCCCGCGCCAUCUCGAUUUGGACAGAACAGGCUGCCGUCUCUCUGGAAAAUUUGACCAUCUCGGAGCCGGUCUUGUCCAGCGAUCGAGUUGUCUCGUUGUCGCAAUCUACACCGACGCGGACAUCUUUUCGCGGGACCACGGUAUCUCUGUCGAUUCCUUUGGAUGACCCAGCACCGAGAACAGAAAGUGCGUCUGCGGCUCGCGUCAAGCUUCUCGGUCAACCCUCAAAGGAUGUUCAACAGGUGGCGUCGGUCAGCUUCCGUCGUCGAGAACCCUUGCGACGCGACAGUCUCAAGAGGCGCGAGGCUCUCCUAAAGGGGAAGGAUGGCAGCCGUCGCAGACAACGUUGGGAAAACGGUCGGUCCCCCUUAAUUGCAGCUGCAUUGCUUGGACGUCCUGCGCUAGACUUCAUUCGCCGCCAUCGUCUCCUGCACAAUCCCUGGGCUGAGCCGCCCUCUUCUAAAGACUGGAAUAUCCAGCCGACCUACACCCGACACAACCCCAUGCCAUACUAUCUUGCGCCCUUGUGGGAUUCCCAUUAUGCGCAAUUGGACCAAAAUUCGAAGCAGGCGGGCGCUGGCACGGGGAACGAGAAACACCGCGUACCGAAGGAGCUGCGCAUGAAGCUCAAGCACGCACGUGGCGCUCGCGGUAUGCUCCAAGACCUGGAAGAAGACAUCAGACAGUUUAUCCAGCGAUGGAGCGAAAAGCAGCUUCUUCUCCAGAAGGAGGGGCUGACCGAUGCUCCUCAGUCGUCCGAUGAGGAUGACUCUGAGGAUGAGGUCGUGUUCGUGGGUCGUAAUGGGCUGAUGCAUGAUUCACCUCAACGGAAAGCGAAGUUGCAGCAGAUGCGAGAAGCGAUGAACGCUCACAACGAGCGCGACGGCGAGAAGAUGGUGUUCGAGAGCCCGGUCGAUGAUCGGGGUGCUGGGUUUGGCCGCUGGCUGGUCCACUCGAUUGCAUCUUAUUAUGGGUUGCACACGUGGUCGGUCACUGUGGGUGAACCAGCGCGUCGUGAAGCUUAUGUUGGCUUCCGUCCGCCGGCCCCAUCCACCCGUCCCGAGUUUGCACACCAAACGGCCGGAGGAAGCUGCCGCCGCGAAGCGAUGAUUCAGCCUGGAGAUGAACUUCCGCAACCGCUGUGGGCCCAGUCGUGUAAGUUCAAACGAUUUAUUCCACUUUUCGCCAUCAGCAAGCGCCACGGGACGUUUGCGACCACGCCUCGCCUGAUGUAUACUCAUUGGAGGGUUCUCGAUGGUCUUAGACACCCUCGCGAGCACUCGCUUCAAUAUGGGACAUUGGAAGCACAGCGUGGAGCACAUAUGCCGCGGUCAACAUUAGGAGCAAGACUACCCGUAUCCUUGAAGGAGCAGCUGUAGCAAAAGCCAAAGAAAGGGACACGCCCAGAGAUCCGCCCAAGCAUUCGAAUGUGUCAUCAACACAGAUCCUGGAAUAAUUAUGGCCCACUUCCCCAACUGCUGACCGACAAAAAGCAAACGGACAUCAUCAUCACCAGGCCUCUUCUCCAUAGGACAACUUAAUUAUGCCGGUGUCUUUCUCUACGAGACCG
Molecule: messenger RNA, 2229 nt
Organism: Aspergillus brunneoviolaceus CBS 621.78
Lineage: Eukaryota; Fungi; Ascomycota; Eurotiomycetes; Eurotiales; Aspergillaceae
Exons: 6
Coding region: 422-2038 (538 amino acids)
Molecular function (GO): nucleic acid binding
Source: RefSeq, a predicted model, not a curated record